AGCAUGGAGUCACUGACAGAAACGCCAUGGGAUGUAACAAUCUCUGGCACUGGGCUAGCCCAGUCGCUUCUUGCGCUGGGCCUUUCCAGGUCAGGUAAGAAAGUACUCCAUGUUGACAAGAACCCAUACUAUGGGGGCUCAGAGGCUGCAUUCAGUCUUCGGGAAGCCGAAGAAUGGGCAGCUACAGUAAAUAAACGUGAGUUAUACCGUCAUGCAACAGUCUACUCUCCUGAGGAUUCUUCUGAGGCUGAUGCGAGGCUGUCAUCACCUCGAGCGUACACACUUGCCCUAUCUCCCCAUUUGAUUUAUUCUCGCUCCCAGCUACUACCCACAUUGGUUUCGUCCAAGGUCUACCGGCAGUUGGAGUUUCAGGCCGUUGGAAGCUGGUGGAUACACAAACCCUCUGGGAAUGCUGAUGACAAUGCAUCAAGUCUCUAUCGUGUGCCUGGCAGCCGCGAAGAUGUUUUCGCAGAUGACGUGAUCACUCUCAAAUCCAAGCGGACUUUGAUGAAAUUCCUCCGUCACAUUGGGAAACCUCAACAGGAUGAAGAGGCGACGCCAGAAGAAAGCGAGGACUUGUCCAUGCCCUUCUCGGAUUACUUGACGUCCAAGUUCCAGGUGCCUGCUGAGCUUCACAACCCACUCCUGUCCCUUUCCUUGUCCCAAAAUUCACCCCAGCAGACACCAGCCGAGUAUGCGGUUCUCCGUGUCAAAAGGCAUCUGGCAUCUAUUGGCGUUUUUGGGCCUGGGUUUGGAAGCCUGAUUCCCAAGUGGGGUGGUGGUUCUGAGAUCGCUCAGGUAGGCUGCCGUGCCCUUGCAGUCGGGGGUGGUGUGUACGUCUUGGAUUCGAGUAUUCAAUCCAUCACGGAUCUACCCGGGGCUGAUAGCGAUGAGGAUGCCCGCAUGCAGGCACAGCUAUCGAUCGGCGAGUCGAUCCGAACCAAGUUCCUAGUCGGUUCAAAGUGGGAUCUUCCGGCAGAGGUUUUGGGUGCCCAACCUAGCUAUGAAAAGGUGGCUCGAUCUAUCACGGUCGUGUCGUCUCCUUUGGGAUCCCUCUUCCCUGUCACAGCAGAAGGAGGGCCAAUUCCUGCUGGGGCUGUCGUUGUCUUCCCCGGAACCUCCCUGGGCGAGGCUGAUGAUUCGCCAGUGUACCUUCUCGUUCACUCCAGCGAUACCGGGGAAUGCCCAACUGGACAAAGUGUCAUCUACGGCAGUGUUAAUGUGUCCGGUCCUCAAGGACAGUCCCUCUUAGAGACUGCUGUGCAGAAACUUCUACAGUCGACGGUUGGUCUUGAUGCUAAGGUCCUAUGGUCUUUACGAUACACACAGCUUGGACGUCGCGAUGAUGCUAGCAAUAUCGCGGAAGCCAUCAGGACGAGCUCGGCUCCAGACAAAGUCAUUUGCUUCCCGCCACCCAGUCUCGAUCUUGCCUUUGACGAUGCAUUGAUUGACAUGGUCAAAGAGGCAUGGACGAUGAUCAUGGGAGCGGAGGCAGCUCAGCAUGAGUUUAUGACAUUUGAGGACCGAGAGAACCAUGAUGAGGAAUGA
Molecule: messenger RNA, 1548 nt
Organism: Aspergillus wentii DTO 134E9
Lineage: Eukaryota; Fungi; Ascomycota; Eurotiomycetes; Eurotiales; Aspergillaceae
Product: putative Rab geranylgeranyl transferase escort protein
Exons: 4
Biological process (GO): protein geranylgeranylation; small GTPase-mediated signal transduction; vesicle-mediated transport
Cellular component (GO): nucleus; Rab-protein geranylgeranyltransferase complex; cytosol
Molecular function (GO): GDP-dissociation inhibitor activity
Source: RefSeq, a predicted model, not a curated record